GUCUGCUUACUUAUAAUCCCCCCUUGACUUGCCAUUCCCCUCCCCCUACUCUUCUUCCUCCUCCCUUUCUUGGCCUCUCUCCUCCACAACCCACCCUUCCUUCCUCCCUUCCUCCCCUUGGUGCGUUCUUGAUUGCUGCAGAGAGGGAAAGAGAGAGAGAGAGGGAGAGAUGGGGAACAUCUGUGGUGGUUCAGGGAAGGCUCAUGUAUCGGGGGAUUGCAGGCCGCCUAGCUCAGGGACAAUGACCCCCAAAACAAGCAGCAGCGUCACAACCAGCAAUAGCACAACUGGGAAGCUCUCCUCUGUUGGCAGCAGCUUCAUGGCGUCUUCCGGAAGCGGCGGCACGAGCAGCGGAUUCGACGACGGGGUGUACCCAGAGGGCCAGAUCCUGGAGGCACCAAACCUCAGGACAUUCACAUUCAUUGAGCUCAGGACAGCCACCAAGAACUUCAGGCCGGAUAGUGUUCUUGGGGAGGGAGGCUUUGGGAGGGUGUACAAAGGAUGGGUGGAUGAGAAGACGAUGAACCCGGUGAAGGGCGGCACCGGCAUGGUUGUUGCUGUCAAGAAGCUCAACUCAGAGAGCAUGCAAGGUUAUGAGGAAUGGCAGUCAGAGAUAAACUUUCUGGGUAGGCUCUCGCAUCCAAACCUAGUCAAGCUCUUGGGCUACUGCUUUGAGGACAAGGAACUUUUGCUCGUGUAUGAAUUCAUGGCCAAAGGGAGCUUGGAGAACCAUCUUUUCAAGAAAGGAUGUCCUCCACUAUCAUGGGAACUGAGGCUGAAGAUAGCCAUUGGUGCAGCUCGAGGACUUGCGUUCCUGCAUGCCUCAGAAAAACAAGUCAUCUACCGUGACUUUAAGGCUUCCAACAUUCUUCUAGAUGCUAACUAUAAUGCAAAGCUCUCUGAUUUUGGGCUUGCUAAGCUUGGACCAACUGGUAGCAACUCACAUAUCACAACAAGGGUCAUGGGCACAUAUGGUUAUGCAGCACCGGAGUAUGUAGCCACUGGUCAUUUAUAUGUCAAGAGUGAUGUUUACGGUUUCGGAGUUGUGAUGCUGGAGAUGAUGUCCGGUCAGCGAGCACUAGACCCCAACCGUCCUAAUGGGCAGCUCAGCCUUGUGGACUGGGCGAAGCCCUACUUGGCGGACCGGAGAAAGCUUGCCCGCCUCAUGGACCCCCGGUUUGAGGGCCAGUAUAACUCCAAACAAGCUGUUCAGGCGGCGCAGUUGACGUUAAAUUGCCUGGCAGGUGAGCCCAGGAGCAGGCCCUCAAUGAAGGAAGUUCUUGAGACACUCGAAAGGAUCGAAUCAAUGAAGAGCCGAGCAAGGGAUGCAAGAGGAAGCGGUUCAUCAAGGGACCAUAGCCAUGGUCGCACCACAGCGCACCAACGGUCAUCGCCGCGCCCUGAUGGUCGCCGUGGAUCAAGGACCAAUGGUCACGCCACGAAGGCACGGUGAUAAACAGCAUUGGAGCUGAUGACAUUCUUCCUGUAAAUGGCCUAAAUUUUGUCUGAUGUUCAGUUGGAGAUGGUGAUGUUUAUUUGUUGCUAUAUCAUGAAAGAAGGCCCUUGUUGCCCAAUCAUGAUGAGUGUAAAAUGUAGCAACAAGAAAGAUAUAACUGUAAUUUGUAACCACUAGAAAUAGAAGGAAUAAUUCUUGAAAUGGCUUGCUCAAAAUAGCUUCCCCGCUGUGUUCAA
This is a messenger RNA of Oryza sativa Japonica Group (Japanese rice), 1692 nucleotides long. RefSeq names its product probable serine/threonine-protein kinase PIX13. NCBI's taxonomy places the organism in Eukaryota, Viridiplantae, Streptophyta, Magnoliopsida, Poales, Poaceae. The record is from RefSeq and is a predicted model, not a curated record. Gene Ontology annotation, biological process: protein phosphorylation. Gene Ontology annotation, molecular function: ATP binding; protein kinase activity.